AGCUGCUCGGUUGUUUCCGUUCCACCCUCUGCCCUGCCCGUAUCACUCCCCGGAUUUUGUUCCUGUACUGCUGCCUGUGCCUUGCGGUCACCACUCUACUCGGAAUCAGAAUGCAUCUCAAGAGCUACCUUUCCACCGCCCUCUAUGGGCUGCCUGUACUGUCCCAGGCUGCAGUGGCAGUGACGACAACAGACCCAUUCAAGGCCUACACCAUCAGUGCAAAGAACAUCAGUGCAACUCUGAUCCCUUACGGUGCACGCUUGACAUCGCUCAAAGUCCCAGACCGCAAUGGGAAUUUCCAGGAUGUGGUUGUAGGCUACGAUGAUCCAAAGCGGUACCUUCAAGACACGGAGACCAACCGCACUUUCUUUGGGGCCGUUGUCGGCCGAUAUGCCAACCGCAUCAAGAACGGCACGUUCUCAAUUGGCACCGAGGAAUAUCAUAUUCCUGAGAACGAGAAUGGCGGCAAAGACACCCUCCACGGAGGUCCACUGGGUUAUGAUGGCCGCAACUGGACCGUCACCGCGUACUCCAACUCGUCCAUCACCUUCACUCUGGUUGACCGUGCCUUUGAGGAUUUUCCGGGCGAUGUGAUCACCCAUGCCACGUUCAGUGUCCAGACCGAGGCCACCAACGAGAAUCCAGAGGGCUUGCCCCAAUUGACCACCAAACUGGUCGCUCUGGCUCUGACGGAAACCACCCCUAUCAUGCUUGCCAACCACAUCUACUGGAAUCUGAAUGCGUUCAAAAAUGAGACCAUCCUCGACGACACCUGGCUCCAACUGCCUCUCUCCAAGCGCCUGAUCGGCACCGACGGGAUCCUGAUUCCUGACGGCAGCAUCCUCGACGUCAACACCGCCUACAAUGGCUCUGCGGACUUCACUGCAGGCAAACUGGUCGGUCAGGACAUCGACGAGGCCGUUCACCUCUGCGGCUCCAACUGCACCGGGUACGACAACUGCUUCAUUGUCGACCGUCCUACGCAGUACACCGCCCCCAAUUCCAUCGUACCCAUCGUGCGCCUGAACUCCAGCACCACCGGCAUCAGCCUGGAGGUCGCCACCAACCAGCAAGCCCUGCAGAUCUACUCCUGCAACGGCCAGAACGGCACUAUUCCCAUCAAGGACUCCCAGAUCAAGCUCAACAAGGAAGAGGGCAUCGACGGCGCCGAGUACGUCAACAAGUACGGCUGUCUGGUGAUCGAGACGGAGGGCUGGAUCGACGGCAUCAACAACCCGGAGUGGGGCCAGCUGUCGGAUCAGAUCUACUCGCCUGAGACCGGCCCGGCCGUCAACUAUGCCACCUACCGAUUCGGCACCGUCUAGGCUGCUGCUGCUGCUGCUGCGGGGCUGGCGAAAACAAGUUUUGCUUGAUUGCUUGAAUAUUCUUCUUUUUUAGCGACGCCAAAAAGAACAAUGUUUUCUCGAGGCAUCUUUCUAUGACACUUGGUCUUACCUCCUUGGCUCUUGAAACUAUCCUUUUUGAUGUAGAAUCUCUGCAACCAUGUACAUAAAAUGAUCUUAGGGACCUCCAACUUAGGUCUAACUAGUCACCGUAGGUUGCAACACUCAUCCUUAAGCC
Messenger RNA from Aspergillus aculeatus ATCC 16872, 1581 nucleotides. Its product is annotated as aldose epimerase family protein. The record is from RefSeq and is a predicted model, not a curated record. Gene Ontology annotation, molecular function: aldose 1-epimerase activity; carbohydrate binding. Gene Ontology annotation, biological process: glucose metabolic process; beta-D-galactose catabolic process via UDP-galactose, Leloir pathway. NCBI's taxonomy places the organism in Eukaryota, Fungi, Ascomycota, Eurotiomycetes, Eurotiales, Aspergillaceae. The coding region runs from base 111 to 1325 and encodes 404 amino acids. The transcript has a single exon.